AUGGAUCAAGAUGUUUAUUAAGAGGAAUUGUUGGAAAAUAAAAAUAUAAUAUAAGUUGAAGAAAUUAUUGAAGGAAGUAAUAUAAAUUAUGAAUUAAUAUCAAAAUAAAAAUAAAGAAAAUGGGGAGGAGCAUUAGCAUUUAAUAAGAAGGGGAACUUAUUAGCAGCUGCAUCAAAAAAUGAUGUAAAGAUCUGGGAAUUUAAGAAUGGUUAAAUUACAAAUCCAUAAUUUUUAAAAGGUAAUUAGGUAAUCAGAAUAAUUAAAUUUGGUUUAUAAUCUAAUUUUCUUGUUGCUGGUGGAAGUGAUGAAACUAUGUUGGUUUGGGAAUAUUAGAAAAAUACUUGGAAAAUUAAUACAUAAUUAGUUGGACACAAAGGAAGAGUGAGUGCAUUUAUAAUAAGUAAGAAAGAUGAUUCAAUCAUAUCAUCUAGUGAAGAUGGAACAAUCAAGAUUUGGGUAACUUAGGGUGAAAAUAAUGGAUGGAAAUGUUAAGAGACUUUGAAAUGUAUGACAGGAUAAAUUUAUAGUGUUGUUGAAAAUUCUAAAUCAGACUUAUUAGCUUCAUGUUCUGCAAAUAAAAUUAUAACAUUUUGGAGACAAUAAAGAAUAUCAACAAAUAAUUAAUUAUAAUGGAAAAAGUUUUAACAUAUUAGAAAUGAAGAUUAUGGAACCAAAAUAUGUUUUAUAGAUCAUGAUAAAUUAUUGAAUCUACAAUAUUAAUUUAUAUUAUUAUUAUUAUUAAAAUAUUUAAAUAUUUUAAGUAACUUAUAACAUGGUAACCUACUAGUGAUGGAUAAUUAUAUUUGUUUUAAAUGAAUCCUAAUAAUUACCUAUUUGAAUUAAAGAAUAAAAUAAUAUUAGGAUAAGGAAAUUAUGACUUUCAUUAUUUUUAAUCAAUAUAUUCUGAUAUUUCUCGUUUGCUUAUAGUAAGACAUAAAUAUAGAAUAUAUUUCAUAAAAAUGGAUGAUAAUGAAGAAUUUAGAAUAUAAUAAAUUAUACCAUUUAGUACUAAUUGGAAUUUUGCAGCUUUAAGUUCAGAUGAAAAAUAUUUUAUAACUUGGGAUUUUUAAAAUCAAGAAUUCCAAGUCAGAUAAAAAAAUGAUAUAAUUCAUAUUUGA
Paramecium pentaurelia is the source of this 1118-nucleotide messenger RNA. NCBI's taxonomy places the organism in Eukaryota, Ciliophora, Oligohymenophorea, Peniculida, Parameciidae. The record is from the annotation of a GenBank genome assembly.